Molecule: messenger RNA, 1001 nt
Organism: Trypanosoma conorhini
Lineage: Eukaryota; Euglenozoa; Kinetoplastea; Trypanosomatida; Trypanosomatidae
Exons: 1
Source: RefSeq, a predicted model, not a curated record
ACGUUUUCCUUUUCUUCCUUUUUUCUUCCUUUUUCCUCUUGUCUGUUUGCCUUCCGCCGCUCCCUGCCUGCCGUGCAGCCGCGCUCCGAGUGUGUUAUGCCGUCGAGCCCCAGCGGGGAGAAGCCGUCGGCCGCGGCGGUGAAGCGCGCGCGCAGUCGCUCCCCGCCCGCGACGCCGCCGGAGAAACGCGCCCGGCGCUCCACGCGCAGCCGGACACCGACGCCGCCCUCCCGCUCGCUGAAGUCGCCGCCGCGUCCCCGCCUCUUUCCGUCGGCGGCGGCGACGACGACGACGCGGAAGUGUUGGCGCACGCCCCGCUCUGCCGCGCCCUCGACGAGGCGUGCUGCGUCUUCAGCGGGCAGGUCGUGCCGGAGCCCACCGCCGUGGGUCUCUCCGUGCGUGUCUGCGACAUCCUCCUUGACGAGCUCUGCCGCGCGGCCCUCUCCCCCGCGCUCUUCGUCGCCCUCGGCGACCGCGUCGCGCUGCACGCGCUGAGUCAAGGCAACUACGUGGAGAAGCGGGUGCUGGACUACUUCAUCGCCCCCAUCGCCGGAGGGCUGCUGGCCAGCCGCCGGCGCGAGCAGCGUCAGCGGCGCGGCGAUGAGGACGACGACGAGGGCGCCGCGGCGGCCGACGCCGAGACGCGCGGCAUGCUGCUGCAGCUAGCGGACUGCCGCAGGGCGUACUCCGUGGCGCGGCGCACGGUGCGUCCGGUGCGUGCGAUGUUCACCGAGAGCGAGAUGGUGCUGCGGCAGGCCGCGGACCCCGCCGCGUACAAGGAGCUGACCCGCGGAGAGCUGCGCCGCCGCAUUGAGCACGAGGUCGCCGAGGUCGAGGAGACGCGGCACGCCGUCGCGGAGGAGCGGCGCCGGCUGCGCCUGCUGCGGCAGCAGGAGAAGAAGCAGCUGCUGCAGCGUCUCAAGAGGAGGCUGCGGCCCGCCGCCGGCGAGGGCGAUGCGGAGGCGAUGCGGAGGCGAUGCGGCGGGAGCUCGACAAGGUGA